Messenger RNA from Penicillium olsonii, 1344 nucleotides. The record is from the annotation of a GenBank genome assembly. Lineage: Eukaryota; Fungi; Ascomycota; Eurotiomycetes; Eurotiales; Aspergillaceae.
AUGAGCUCCCCUUCUGUAAGGAAGAGCCUCGAUGCCAAUGAGGCCAUCGACUCUGAGAAGUCUCUGGAGAUCCCUCAGAAUAGGCAAGAUGCUUUCGGUGACGAAGAGUUCGCCGAGGUCAAAUAUAAAGUGCUGAAGUGGUGGCAAUGCGGACUGUUGAUGGUCGCCGAAACCGUGUCGCUAGGCGUGCUUUCGCUGCCCGCCGCCGUCGCGGGUCUGGGUCUUGUCCCUGCGAUUCUCGUCCUACUUUUCUUAGGCUCUCUGGCCACAUACACCGGCUACGUGAUUGGGCAGAUGAAGUUGAAAUACCCUCAUAUCUCGACAAUGGCAGACGCCGGUGAGGUGAUUGGAGGCAAAUGGGGUCGAGAACUCGUCGGCGGUGCCUGGACUAUCUUCUUUGUCUUCAUCAUGUCCAGCCAUCUGUUGACGUUCACCGUUGCCAUGAACACCAUCACCGAUCACGGAACUUGCUCCGUUGUCUUCGGUAUCGUUGGCAUGCUCAUUUCCUUUAUCUUGUCACUGCCUCGCACCCUCGUCAAGAUGUCAUGGCUGUCUCUAGUUUCAUUCGGAAGUAUCAUGGCCUCAGUCAUUAUCGUCAUGAUCGCGGUCGGUAUCACCAAGCCUGGUAGCGGCGUCGUCGCAGUCGUCGACACAGACCUGUACCAUGGCUUCUCUGCCGUGUGCAACAUUGUCUUCGCCUUCUGCGGCCACGCCGCAUUCUUCGGCUUGAUGGCCGAGUUGAAGAACCCCAAGGACUUCACCAAGUCCCUCUGCCUGCUGCAGGGUAUCGAUAUGGGCCUGUACAUCACCGCUUCUCUGGUCAUCUACCGCUAUGCCGGAAGCGAUGUUACUUCCCCAGCACUGGGUUCAGCUUCACCAGUUGUAGCCAAGGUUGCAUACGGUAUCGCCUUGCCUACUAUCAUCAUCGCCGGUGUCAUCAACGGCCACGUCGCCUUCAAGUCCGUCUACCUCCGCAUCUUCUCGGGUACAGACCGCAUGCACAAGCGUGACUGGAUCGCCUGGGGUUCGUGGGUUGGCAUUGCCCUCGCCAUGUGGGUUCUUGCCUGGAUUGUUUCCACCGCCAUCCCGGUGUUCAGCAACCUCCUCACUUUGAUCACUGCCCUGUUCGCUAGUUGGUUCACAUACGGCUUCAGCGGUAUCUUCUGGCUGUACAUGAACAAGGGCCUUUGGUUCUCUUCCCCCAAAAAGAUUGCUCUGACUGCCUUGAACGUGACUAUCGUUGCCAUCGCUGCUGUGCUGUGUGGCCUCGGUCUCUGGGUUUCUGGGAAAGCACUCAGCGCCGACAACAGCUCCGCAAGUUUCUCUUGCGCGAACAAUGCUUGA